AUGCUGCCAAGUGCUGGUGUCUAUUACUUCCCAUGGGAGGUCAACAGCUCAGUCCCAGAGGGGGAAGUGCUGAGGACGUUUGGCAGGUUAAACUUCUACGACCUGGCCCGGUCCGAAGCUGUUCUCACUGCUCAGCACAGCUCAGCUCAGUACCAGGUCUGUGUUGACACCAAGUUUGUGGAGCCAUUCCAAGCCCAGCUGGGAUCUUGCUACAUGGUCCUGGGAGAGGCUGAACAAAGGGAAGGUGGAGCGCCUGUGGUAAAGGCACGAAUAUUGACCUGUGUGGAGGGGAUGAACACGCCCUUGCUGGAGCAGGCCAUACAGGAGCAGAGGGAAUACUUCAAGGAGAGGCAGGAGCGGACUGGGGACAGCAUGUCCUGA
Merops nubicus (carmine bee-eater) is the source of this 381-nucleotide messenger RNA. It is a transcript of the gene TEN1, whose product is annotated as TEN1 CST complex subunit. Gene Ontology annotation, molecular function: telomerase inhibitor activity; single-stranded DNA binding; telomeric repeat DNA binding. Gene Ontology annotation, biological process: negative regulation of telomere maintenance via telomerase. Gene Ontology annotation, cellular component: CST complex. The coding region runs from base 1 to 381 and encodes 126 amino acids. Lineage: Eukaryota; Metazoa; Chordata; Aves; Coraciiformes; Meropidae. The record is from RefSeq and is a predicted model, not a curated record. The transcript is spliced from 3 exons.